AUGGAGCGGCGGAUGACAUUAAGCGGCCAUGUUCCGUCUUUAUCUCUCAUUCCGUUGGGGACUUGUCACAACGGCAAAUAUUACAUCGACAGCGAAUGUCUGGUUCAUCUUGAAGAGAUUAAUUUCAAAUUGAAAAACGAGGAUCCCAUUACUCGCCCACUUGGGUGCGCCCUCACAUUCCUGGACAUUCUGAACAAAGAUCUGAUCCCGAUUCUAAUCAACAGCCAGGAUCAGCCCAGCAUUUUGAAUUCGACAAUCAAAUUAUUGGCUGAGCUAACUACACCCCUAGAAUGCCUGGGAAUGGUCGGCGUAGAUACUCGAUCCAAUCAGAGCAGCACGGCAACGCAACAAGUUGUCAUCUACAAACUGACUCAGCUGCUCUACAACGCCAAGGAAUCCUUUCUGGAUGGUGGGGCCAUGCCAGCCGUUCUCCGUCACGUUCGCCACACCCUAAAAAAUGAGCCGUUGUCGAGCGAUGAUAACAUUUCUGUGAAUCAUUCCCUGUUACUCAUUCGCAAUAUCCUGCACGCUCCCGAACGACCUACUCAGAUGGCGGACAAACGACAGGAUCAGCAGGACCAACUAAUGCGGAUAUUAUUGGCCCAGGGACUGGAUCGUCUCCUCAUCAGCUUACUGGCCUGCACCCAAAAGGAACAAUGGAUGGUGACAGUUGUGCAACUCAUUUCUCUCUUGUACAAGGAUCGACCCGUUGAAACUAUUUUACAAAUUUUAGAUGAAAACUGCACUCAACUUGAGCCGGAAUUCUACUUUGACAAAGACCAGCAAAAUCAAUUUGAUAAAUGUCGACGAUCUAGUCAGCAAAGUACGUCCAGUGGCUUCCACUCGGAGGAUUCAAAUGCGCCGAAAAUUACAUCACCAAAGGUUACGGAUUCAGUGAUGAAGAAAUCUAAUCAAAGUAAAAGUUUUUCAGGAAGUCAAUCCAGUAAAUGCGGAAGUUUGUCGUCUUCCGCAUCAUCUCAACUUGGCGGAACUAAAUGCUUAAAAAAGAGUUUUAAAGGAACUUCCAAGAAAUUAGAGAAAAGUUUAAAAAAGCUUAGCAAAUACAACAAACUUGGACGUCGAGUGGAGAUGAAAGGCAACGUCGUAGAGUACAAACCAACAGAUGAAAGCACUUUGAAUCUCCUGAAAGGAUUUACUAUCAAUUUUAUCCGUCAAGGCUACAACACGCUGGUGGGCCAAUUGCAUCAACAGAUGCUGAAACAACAGGGCGACGCCCACUUCCAGCUGCUGGAUAAGUCGCAUUUUCUCUGGCUCAUUUCUUAUUUCCUUCCCAUCGCCUCCCGGUUGGAAUUAAGCGCGGAAAAUUUAAAAAACGUCUUAACUAUUGAUCUCUUGUGUUAUCUGACGUGGGAAGCUGUUCAGCAGACGGAGGAACUAGAAAUUUAUGCGUUUCAACAUUCAACAUUCGAUCUCAAAUCGUGCGUGAGGCGCUUGCAUUUGUGCGUGAAAGCAAUUCGUGAAUAUUUGAAAACACUGGAGAGAUUUUCUCGUCCUUCGACGUCUAGAAAUGUAAAUGCACCGGAUAAUGUGAUUACUCGACUGAGUGGUUACGUGCCAGCCAUUCGGGACCUCCGUCAACUCUUUUUGCUCCAACUCCGUCAAUACGAUCCGGUCGUUCAAAGUCGGCGCUAUCUACUCGAUGUCAUCGCAACCAAUCACAUCUUAUUGCUGUCGCUCGAACGGUCCACUGCCGGGCAAUCAUCACGCGGGAGUUUUGACAUCAGCCAACACUUGACUCAAUUCUGUUCGGAAAUGAUAGUCGAUCGAUACGGCACGGCCCUCGCGGAUUUCCAGACCAACGGCCCAUUCGUCAACGAUUGCAUCUUGACUCUUUUGCAUCACGUCGCGGGCGAUUUGGGCCGGGCCGACCUUUUGUGCCGGCCCGUCAUUCUUCGUCCGUUCAGCAAAAUUUGGAAAGAGGAAUUCAACGUGUGUGACGACUGGAAUGAUCUGAUUGAAUUGACUAUUAAAAAAUCAAUGCGAGAAAUUCAGAAAAGCUCAAUCAAAGAGACAUUGCGCAGCAACCCAAAUGAACCGCUAGAGAUCAAAGAUUCCGCUUCCCAUUCGAUGGAGAUCCUCCCACUAAAAUAUUCGGAUGAGAAAACAAUAGAAGAAUCGACUGAAACAAAUCAAUUGUCGUAUGAAGAACCUCGUAGCACUGAAUCACUAUUGAUUCAACUCAAGGAUUCUGGUUUUCAGAAACAACUGGAAUGGAUUCAAUCUUCAUUGUUAUCGGCCUGUGCUGUUCGAUUGGGGACCUACUCCGGCCAAGAAUUCCGCCACCCCAUCACUUCCCUGAGUUUUCAAAUGAAUUUAUCCUGCCCUUUGGUUCCCUGGACGGAGGUGGAAGCAUCCGCCCUGCGUUCAGAACUCUUCCUCAAUCUCCUAUUUCGUAUUGGUCUCAUUCCUCCAUCCCCUCAGCCUGUCCUGUACCCUCGUAUCCCGCGUGAAUGGUCCCCGGACACUUUGUACAGUGUCGCCCUCCUUUUCGGACCCAUCGACCAGAAGAGGAUCGAUUUCGAUUUGAGUCAAGUCAAGAAAAUCGAACUAGACUUCCCCUAUUCAUCUGUCAAUGUCCAAAAUGUCCAAAGACCAUCUCCUCACCCUUACAUAAUUCACGAGGGCGUAUCUUACCGUGAAGAUUCGUUCCUGGAAUCCAAGUUUCUUUCAGCAGAGAUUGAAAUUCCUGGGCAGAAUAGCAACGAUGACAGUGUCUUCGACAACCAUAGUCCACGACCAUUGGACAGUAUCAGUACCACCAGUUCACUAGAAGUCCACAAAAUGGACUCUAGCGACGACGAAGAAAUGGAGGACCUUCUGUUUGUGACAGAUUAG
Daphnia pulex (common water flea) is the source of this 2856-nucleotide messenger RNA. RefSeq names its product protein timeless-like. The transcript is spliced from 13 exons. Bases 1 to 2856 code for a protein of 951 amino acids. Gene Ontology annotation, cellular component: replication fork protection complex. The record is from RefSeq and is a predicted model, not a curated record. Gene Ontology annotation, biological process: replication fork arrest; DNA repair; DNA replication checkpoint signaling. Gene Ontology annotation, molecular function: DNA binding. Lineage: Eukaryota; Metazoa; Arthropoda; Branchiopoda; Diplostraca; Daphniidae.